Messenger RNA from Gloeophyllum trabeum ATCC 11539, 6070 nucleotides. RefSeq lists its product as uncharacterized. The transcript is spliced from 35 exons. The record is from RefSeq and is a predicted model, not a curated record. Bases 1 to 6003 code for a protein of 2000 amino acids. Lineage: Eukaryota; Fungi; Basidiomycota; Agaricomycetes; Gloeophyllales; Gloeophyllaceae. Gene Ontology annotation, molecular function: ATP binding; hydrolase activity.
AUGAAGCAACGCACCUCAAGUACUAUAGGAACGUAUGAUAUUCUCAACACCGAUUUAUUUAAGCCAGAGAGCUGGGCUCCUGAUUCCAUCGACGCUACUGUCGAGGUGCUCGAGGGCAUCUUGGAUGGGAAGACUAUCGAGCCCUGCAUGGAAGCACUUCUUUCCGUUCCUCCGCUCUUGCAUCUCUUCAUGUCGGCUGUUAAUGACAAACUAUACUCAUCUCUUCGUGGGAUGCUCCUGGAUCAAUUCCCAACUCAUAGUCAAGGCUUCGAAGACUCCCUCUCUUGGAAAUUUGUAUCGACACUGUCUCUAUCUCUAGUCUUUAUCCCAUAUCCUAGCCGGGACGAUACCCCAAUUGACCUUCCACAAUGUCGGCGCGCAGUGGAACUGGCAGGGUCGAUUCUCGCUGCCCUGCAGACCCUAAACUUCGUCGACAACGCCGAAGAGGAAGAGACUAAUCCUGACUUCCAGACCAACAGGUUUGUCAGGGUAAAACCGAAGACUCAACGGCAGCAGAAGAAGACCCGGCAAAUAAACAGAGGACCCGUCGAUCCUACGCCGUUCAAUAAUCUGGGUGUCGCUGUCCCUGCGUCGCCACAGCUCGCCGACAAGCUCGCUGCGGAUAUCUUUCAUGACCUGAAGGGCCUUCUACAGUACUAUCUCAAUGUACUUCGACGUCCAUCGCUACGCGAACACCUGAAGAGCAUCGGGGUGCCAGGUGCACCAGCUCAGCUGCAGUCGGCGUCGACGAGUCCGGUUAUGAAUACCGAGGUAGCUAAUGCUGAAAUAGCUAGUGACGAUGAUGCGCCCGCAUACCCUAUCAUACAACCUAUGAAAGCGGCGCUCUACUUUGAAAGUGCCAAAGGUCUCGGCGACUGGCACAUCCUUAUCUCGACGCGAGCCAACGCGGAUAUCCGGGAGGCACGCAGAAAGGAUUCAAAGACCUUUCGUAUUAUCAUCAAGAAAAUCAAGGAGCUGUCCAACGGCCAUUUCUCCGGCGAUAACCAGAAGAGGCUUACAGGUCCCAAUCUGCAAGUGCCUAUCUAUGAAGCGAAGAUGUCCAGGGAUCUGCGACUGGUGUACCAAAUUGACUGCAUUCCCGAGUUCGACAGUGAUGUGGAGCGGCAAGUUAUCAAGGUAUUUGGUGUAUAUACGCACGCACAAAUGGACGACAGGCUUUGGGAUUAUGUCGGUCACCAGCUUUCAAGCAGAGGUCGAGAGUACAGGCGCAGAUGUGCUUUUCGCAAUCGCCCUGCUGUGACUGGGGACAACGUGUAUACACCUGCCUCAUUCCCUCCGCAAGAGAUGCUACCACAAGCUCAAGAGGAGCCGACUUACCGCAUACCAUGCGAGUACUUACAGGAGAUUCAUUCCCUUCUUGUCUUGGAGAAAUUUGUCACGCUAUCACAGGCUCUUCUCAAUAGUAUACUGGCCGAUCGAGACGUCGCUCACGUCUUCGCAGUGUCACCGCAGGAGCGGGAGGUAAUAGAACAUCCUUCUUCUUGUUAUGUGAUCGGAAGAAGUGGAACCGGCAAAACCACGACCAUGUUGUUCAAGAUGCUUGGUAUACAGAGGUCGUGGGAGCUGAGCAGCACUUCGUUGCCCAAACCUCGCCAGAUCUUUGUAACGCGGUCGCGCGUGUUGGCAGGCAGAGUGGAAGAAUACUUUUCCAAGUUAAUGAAGUCACUCGCUAUGGCCUCUCAGACGUCUCGUCAGCUACUGGAGCUCCCAGAAUCCGAUCCAGCGGACCAGGAGAACCCUCUGGUGGAUCCGGACGAAGAGGACGAGUGGAGAUCGGACCUGCCGAAGCGAUUUAGUCUGCUUGGGGAUGACCACUUUCCGCUUUUUCUAUCCUUCGAUCAGCUUUGCAGGAUGCUCGAGGAAGACGUAGGUUCUUUCCUUCCCGCUCCCAUUAACGAGGAUCGGGGGCGUGCCAGUGCCGGACGGCGGAAGAGUCUCAGUAUUCAAACUCGGAACACGCCAGUAACAUACGAAGUCUUCUUGGAAUCAUACUGGCCUCACUUGCCUGCAUUUCUGACUAAGGGUCUCGAUCCUUCGCUUGUCUUCAGUGAGAUCAUGGGCGUAAUCAAAGGGUCUGAACAUACCCUCCACCAAUCUGCAUCUUGUCUCGACCGGCAGUCGUAUUUGUCGUUGAGUCGCCGCUGCCAUUCAACCUUCGCGAGUCAGCGGGAUCGGGUCUACAGGCUCUUCGAGUCGUACCAGAAGCGAAGGCAGGAAAGGAGACAGACGGACACGGUAGACAGGACGCACCACUUGCUGCGCUCGCUCGGGCAGAACGAGUUGCUGCUUGCCCAACAAGUCGAUUUUUUAUAUGUGGAUGAAGUGCAAGAUAAUCACUUGAUCGAUGCGUACUUGCUAAGGUCGCUAUGCAAGAAUCCUCAUGGGUUAUUUUGGGCUGGCGACUCUGCCCAAACCAUCUCAGUCGGAAGCUCAUUUAGAUUCGAUGACCUGAAGGCGUUCUUGUGGAGGGUUGAGCAGAUGAAUACAGUUUUAUCCGCUGAUCGCCAGGGACAGACACAACCUCGAACGUUCCAACUUACUACGAACUACCGCUCGCACGGGGGCAUCGUGCGAUGUGCCCAUUCCAUCGUGACUCUUUUGACUAGCUUCUGGCCAUACAGCAUCGAUGCCAUGGAUGAAGAGAAAGGCGUCGUGGAUGGCCUGAAACCUGUGUUCUUCGGCAGCUGGGCGAAGGACACCUUGCGAUACGAGCAAUUCCUUUUCGGCGACUCGAAAUCCCGAAUAGAGUUCGGAGCGCGCCAGUGUAUACUCGUCCGUAACGAGGCUGCCCGGGAAGCGUUGCGAGCGCAAGUGGGGGAGAUUGGAUUAAUUCUGACCCUGUACGAGAGUAAGGGCUUAGAAUUCGACGAUGUCCUCUUGUACAAAUUCUUCGACGACUCUGCAUUGGAUGUUUCCCAAUGGCGCUUGGUCCUCAACGGUGCCUCAGCUCGGCAUGCCAUACCCGUCAGUGCUCCAUUGUUCGACGAAGUCAAACAUGCUGGUGUCUGCAGUGAAUUGAAGUUCCUAUAUGUGGCCAUUACUCGAGCUCGAAAUAACCUGUGGAUAUUCGAUCCGUCACUCAAGGCUGAACCAAUGAAAGUCUUCUGGAAUAGCCACGACUUAAUAGAGAUCUAUUCAGCGGAUAUGCACUUGCCUCAGCUUGCAGUAGCUUCGACACCAGAAGAGUGGUCUAAAUCUGGCAGAAGUCUCUUCGAGAAUAAGCGAUAUUUCCAGGCUAUGCACUGCUUCAAGAGAGCUGGUAUGGUGCGAGAGACCGCUGUCGCUCACGCAUUUUAUCUGCGCGAUCAAGCACGGUCCGAGAGUGCAUCUCGGCGCCAUGGGGCCUUUAACGAAGCUGCUGAAGCUUUUGUCUACGUAGCGGAGGCAGCCGGCAAGGAUGCGACCAAGCAUGCCUACUACAAGAUUGCUGCUCAUUGCUAUCUGCAAGGGGAUGACGUAGAAAAGGCAGCACAGGCAUUUCUCAGCGCGAAGGAGUACACCUCCGCUGCGCAAGGAUUCAGGCAGGCUGGGAUGUUCAACGAGGCCGUCGCCAUCAUACAAAACCAUCGUAUUGAGAAUCAAGCGUAUCAACGAAUUCUUCAUGCUGCCCGCCUGUACUAUUUCCAGAGGCGAAACCACGAGGAAGCCGUGAAGCUCUUUCCUAGUUCGGACGAAAGCCUGGAUUUCAUGGAGAACUAUGGGUUCGACGAUGCCCGUGCCAGUCUCCUUGAAAGGAUGGGGAGAUAUGCCGAAGCUGCUGAGCUACAUCUCUCUGAAGGUCGUGUCGCUGAUGCAAUUGGAACGUUCCUCCGUGAACGAACGGAUGAAAGGGCUGCGCACCGCGCGAAGCAGUGCUUGGUAGACUGCCUGUGGCAGAACUUGUCGUUCGGGCGCUCCAAUGAGACUGAACAUUCUGUCGCUAUUCCGACGAAGAUGCUCUUGCAGUGGGCCAUGCAGAUUGAUCCCGCGGUCGUUCGGCGCACUAACCGCGACGAGGUGAGCGUAAUCUUCCACUAUGGUGCCUACUGCUGCAAUUCUCCCCAGAUAUAUAUGUUCAAAACUAUCGUGAGCGGAGACAAGGCGAAGUUACAGCAACUGGGGCAAAGACUUCACUCUGACAACGACAAAGCGUCGGCAUUACUAUGCUUCAACCAUGCAUUCGUGUCGCCCACAGAGCUUCGUAACGCCUCCGCACCGGACGUCGCCCAAAUGUUGCAGAACUUCUUGAUCUAUGUCCACUUGAUCCGGGAAUUUGCUCUUCAUCCUGAUCCCGUCGGAUGUGUAUCCAUCAAGAGGCUCUUCGGUUUCCUUACUCCGAGUAAGCAGGAGGUCUUCAUGCCGACUGGGACCUUCCUGCAUCGGUCUCCCGACACCCGGUCCGCGCAAUUCGCUAGCUUGCUGGCGGCUGCCAACCUUGCUUUUGCCAUAGACGGCCAGAGCGCUCGGGAGUAUGUCGUCCGUUCACCCUACGUUGCUUCAUUCCGAUCGCUCGCAGGAGAAGCCCCGGAAUAUUACGCCUCCCUGAUCCACCUCCUCCACUUCUUAGACGGCAGCCAUGCGCAUUCACUUUCUACUGGUGUCUUCUUCGUCCGUCAUAUACUUCUAGCCUCCAUACCCAUAGACGUCAAUGUUCUGUUCAACUUGACAGAACGUCUUUGCGGCUCGCUGGUCCUAUGCCGAAAUUAUCAGCGCAGCGGGACUUUCCACGGCAUCUGCCUGCCGCGGAAUUGGAUCUUGGAGCUCUCUAGCUCGCUAGAGACAUUGUGCUCGAAGGACGCGAGUCAUUUAUUAACCUUUGUGAAGGCCAUGACAGACCUUCUCAUGGACUGUGCCGUGAACUCUAGAUCGGCUCUCCUGUUUGAGGGUCGGAGUAUAUCGAAACUUGGGAUGCCAAUGCGAGGAGCUCUGGUCGCCAGACUAUGUAUUUGUUUACUCGGUGACAAUCUACUGGACUGGAACGUGCGGGACCAGAUCCAUCAAACGAUUUGCUCUAUGCGCAGACUGAAUCCUCAAUUGCUGGCCCUUUGCAAUAAGUAUGUGAUUGCCCGCAGUUGGUCUGACCUUGCUUUAGCACUUCGAUACCCGUCGAGAGCGGGAGCCACGGGGCAGGAUGAGUUGAUCCAGAUGCAUGACUUGAAAAAGGUGUCAAUCGUUCCUAGAGAUCCUUCGAAUGUCCGCCGGGUGCCCUUCAAGACAAUCAAGGACAUCCCCUAUCUCAUUACAGUUGGUUCUCACUCCAAAAAGGCGCGGACUUCUGGAGUCUCCCUGGAUACUACUGGUACAUCUGACCAAGAACUGAGUCUUUCGCUGCCAAGAGAAGACAUCCAACCCGACCACAUAGAGGAGAGUGCGGAAGACCAUAUUGGGACUGACAGCGCUGUCCCUGUACUGCUUCAUUCCGAGGAACAAAUGCGAGCUGCACAGAUUAUUCAAUCAAGCUACCGACGGUUCCAACGGCGCCAACGAUCGAGGUCUCACCCUGGGCUGCAAGGGAUACGGCUACGGUUCUGGGAAGAAUGCUGCAAGUAUUCGGAGAGUAUACCGGAAACAAACAGACGCUAUCGUCAUCUAUAUCUUGGCCCACUAGUGCACAUCCUAGUUUGCUUGGAGCUCGUACACUCGUUUGCUAGCAUAUCCAAGGAAAAGGCGAAGAAAAAGUGGAAGGAGGCUCAACACGAAGAUCUGGAAGACGCUGGCGAACUCCUCACUAAGAUCAACAAGCUUCUCAAAGAAGCUAUCGGUCUACAGAAGCUAUUACAGCCUAGUUCAGGCUUCCACAACGCUCGGGAUUCCAACAACCUAGCAGCGCAGGCGUCGAAAUUAGAUCGACUUGUACAUGAUAUUGCCCUCCUUCCGUCGAACAUCACGCAUCAGAUACGGCUGGACCUAGAACUGGGACUGAAGGGUUUCGCGCAGGCGAAACAUCAGCCGAAGAAACCUCUUCCGAGGUUGCAAGACGACGACUCUGAGACCUGCGACUAAACUGGUUCUUCUAUGGCUGUCUACAUCCACGUCUAGAGGCCAUAUUGCAUCUUCAAGAUAGGAAUGC